Messenger RNA from Apis florea (little honeybee), 1323 nucleotides. It is a transcript of the gene HemK1, whose product is annotated as HemK methyltransferase 1. Gene Ontology annotation, biological process: protein methylation. Gene Ontology annotation, molecular function: protein methyltransferase activity; nucleic acid binding. Lineage: Eukaryota; Metazoa; Arthropoda; Insecta; Hymenoptera; Apidae. The record is from RefSeq and is a predicted model, not a curated record. Gene Ontology annotation, cellular component: mitochondrion.
GUUUGUCAAUAGCUGGCAGCACAUACUAGAAUUUAGCAGAGAGUUAAGAAUUGUGAGUUUAAUAAAUAGAUAGAAUAUGUAUUUAAGUAUUUUGUAUGUCACAUGUACACAUUAUGUGUAAUAAUUUUUCGUUAAAAGCGUAAUUGAUUAAUAAUAAAUUAUUUUAUAUGAAACAUAAUGUUUCGCUGUCUUUCGAGUACUCGAUCUUUCUUGAGUAUUUUAAGUGCAGAAGCAUAUGUACAAUGUAGUAAAGCUAAAAUAACCACAUUUAAUCGAUCAACACGAAAUCUAUCCACAAUAAACGUACAAUGUCCUACUGUCGGUGAAAUAAUCGAAGAAUGGAGUAACCGGUUUAAGAACGAACAUAUUCCAGAACCCGUAGAAUCGAUUGAGCACAUUGUUGCGCACGUCAUAGGCACUAACAAGAUAUUAGAUCUUGUAGAUAUAAAAAAUAAACGACUUACGUCAGUUCAGCGCGAUACAUUAGAUUCAUUAUGCGAAUGUCGAUUAUCGAGAAUGCCAGUUCAAUAUAUAAUAGGAGAAUGGGAUUUUUGUGAUAUUACUUUGAAAUUAGUUCCGCCAAUUUUUAUUCCGCGACCAGAAACUGAAAUAUUAGUCCAUUAUAUUUUAAAAGCUUUAAAGUCUUCUGAUAACAAUAAACAGGAAAUUUUAGAAAUUGGAUGUGGUUCUGGAGCCAUAUCUCUUGCGAUUGCACAUGCUAAUAAAACAGUUAAUUGUAUAGCAAUUGAUUCAAAUCCAGAAGCAUGCGAAUUAACUAAAGAAAAUCGAGAUAAAUUAGAUUUAAAAGAUCGAAUCAAUGUUGUGCAUGCAAGUCUUAAAGAUAAUGGAUCGAUAGAAAUUUCGAAUGUAUUAAAUGAAUCUAAAAAUCUCGAUUUGAAUUCUAAAACUUUUGAUUUUAUAGUUAGUAAUCCACCUUAUAUACCAACUAAACUAUCUACAUUAAUACCUGAAAUUAAAAUUUACGAAGAUGUAAUGGCAUUUGAUGGGGGAGAUGACGGUUUGAAAAUUAUUAAACCUUUAUUAAAAUAUGCUGCUACUGCUUUAAAACCGGGAGGACGAUUGUUUUUAGAAGUUGAUACAACUCAUCCUGAAUAUAUACAAUUUUUUACAAAAAAAUAUCCUAUUCUUAAGCUUCAAUAUGAACAUACAUACAAAGAUUUUUGCAAUAAUGAUCGAUUUAUUGAAAUAUUAAAAGUAUGAUAAAAAAUUUAUAAAUAUCUUUAAAAAUUAAUAAACCAAAACAAAAUAACGGAAUUUAUGUAUAUUCAUCGAAUGUACAAAAAUAAAAAUAUCAAUAAUUUA